AUGCUGGGACGCUCAUACUGGCCUAUGCUGGCUAUGCUAAGUCUGCCUUAUACUGGCUAUGCUCAUGCUAUACUAUGCUGGUGCUUCAUACUAGCAUACUCGGAUUCUAACAUUGGCAGGCUCUGCCAGCACUUCGGGGUGCCCGCCAAGUGGCUCUACACCCUCGACAUGCGGCCGAAGCGUUCGAAGCUCGCGCUUGAGGACAUGCACCAGGUGAUGGUUGCCCUCCUGAGAAGCUACUUUGAGAGUGAGGGUGCUCACAUGCAUGGGGACCUGCGGCGCAUCCGAGUCGCCAUCAUCCCGUACAAGAACGCCAUCAACGCCAUCGAACACCAUGCCAACAUCAUCAUGUUCACGAAAUUCCCGCACACGCUUGGCGACCCAUCUGUCCACGGCGAUGGCCGUUUUGGUGCUCUUCCAAGCGAUGAGAUUGCCAGACUCUACAGUGAAGCAUCUGUGGUACUUGGGACCACCGAUUCAUCACAGCGGCGACUAGGCAUGGUCAAUAAUCGAGUCUUUGAGGCGUUGGCCUGCGGUGGGGGUCGCCUUAUAUCAGUCGAGGAGCAAGGUGGAGAUGGAUUCCCAGAGUUACAGGCCAUGCUGCGAGGACACGGUGACGUGGUAUAUUCUGCCACUAGUGCGGCAGCAGCCGUGGCUUCAGUAUUGGCCGCGCAAAGGGCAACACCAAUGGUCAUCCGCUACGAUGCCGCAGCAGCUCGAGAGCACAUAACUGAUCGACACACAUAUGAUGCUCGCGCAGCGGGGGUCUUAGAAAGCGCCGCACAGUGGCACGGCGAUGGACGACCAAGGCCAAAUCGGCCUCUUCUCCUCCUCGUGGUCGAUGGCGGAACUACCGCCGACUGGGCACUUUUCUACGGCCUUCUUCCUGCGUUAUUGGCGCUCGAUCAUACCUGGCGUGUUCAAGUCGUGGACGUGAGAACGUUUGUAUUGGCUGACUGCGGUGGCGCGGCGCUCGUUGCUGCUCGUGGAUCCUGGGGGGGGGUCGCCACGCGUGCUGUUGCAGCACUUAGUGACGUGGCCGCUUGUGCUGUGGGUAGUGGCAUCAACGGUGAGCCUCGGCGUCCAUCGACAGCACUCUUUUUAGAGAGACGCUUUGUUGAUGGAGAAGUCCUGCCUCCUGAUGUGCAAUGCUCUGAGAUGUUGCGAUUCGAUGCCAUAUUCCACGACUGCCUGGGUGCGCUCCCAGCCUGUCUGAAGGACCACCCAAACGCCCAGAUCGCACUCGGGGUCGACGUUGAAGCUUUUCGACCAGAACUAUCGGAAGCUAGUAUACUGAGGGCCUCGAGACAUCGUCGUGUCAUCUUGGGGAGAAAUGCGCCCUGGUACCGUAUUGGACGCUCCCUCAAUAUUUCCGCUGGUGGGUGCAUCCUUGCUUUCAUUCUGCCCUCGUGGCGUGAUGAAGCGCCUGACACCUUGAUAAAUCGGACAGGCUGCGUUGAUGUACGGCGCACGCUACGUAUGGAGGCGUUCCCCGCAGCCUUGCGUGCGGGGAUUUCUCUCGAAGUACCUUGCGCUCCACAGACUGGAUGCGCGUUCUUGGUUCUCGCGGGUCUCGCCAGUGGUAUCCCAUUGCGUGUUGCUGAUGAUAAUCCGACACUUUCAGAACUAGGUCAGCUGAGCCAGGCCAGUUUAUCCCAGCUCUUCUCUCUUGAAUCCCUUUCCCACGUACUCAAGCACGGUCUUGGACGAGCCCUAGACUCGCCUCGCUCUGCGGCCAUGGUCGAGGUCGUGAAACCAAAACCCGGAGAUCAAAUACCAUGUCAUGUCGAUACCAAUCGACCUGGCCCAGUAUGGAGUUGUGCGCUUCCUGUGACCGUGCGCCGCACUGACUUCGUGCCUCCCGACGACGGGGUCUGGUGCGUGACUGUCAAUGAGAUGGAAACUCUCUGCCAGGGCGAUACAAAAGAUCACGCAACCGCCAAUUUUGAGCUUAUUUCGGAUUUGGGAAGCGCGCCUGCCAGCAGGGGAAUGCCAAUUGUAGGAACCAGUCUCCUCUGGCAGUCCGGCGAAAGCGCAAAAAUAAAAAAAAGGCUCCGCGUAAAACACGCGCAAAAAACGACGUGGCGACGGCCCACGUAA
Messenger RNA from Aureococcus anophagefferens, 2100 nucleotides. RefSeq lists its product as hypothetical. The coding region runs from base 1 to 2100 and encodes 699 amino acids. The record is from RefSeq and is a predicted model, not a curated record. The transcript is spliced from 3 exons. Lineage: Eukaryota; Pelagophyceae; Pelagomonadales; Pelagomonadaceae.